AUGUCCCACUACGUUCCCGUGCCGAAGUCCUACGAUGAAGGUGAUUUUGCGGGAGAUGAUGACGAUUUGGACGAUGAGGACGGUUAUGACUGUUUGAGUGACUACGAUGACGACUUGGAUGGUGGUGGAAGUGCUGCUUGUGGCGAGGGUCCGAGUACUGGAUCCGAAAGGCGCGAUAAUUAUACUUCUCGCUCUUUGCAUCAUCAUGGAGGUAAAUCCAGUGGAGCCGAUGUUGGUCGCCACAGGUCUGAUCCUCGUCGUUAUCGGACUUCAAGUGAUCGAGUCAUAUCCGAUCAUGCAGAUGACAAUCGACGAGAUCAUCACAACCAUUUAGAACGUAAGCGUCGUGCAAGCAUCAAAGGAAGCUAUAGUGAGCUUCGUGAAGCUAUUCCUAGUCUGCGUGGUUCGAAGGCGUCAAGAGCUGUUACGCUUCAGCGUGCCGUCGAGUAUAUCGAAACCUUGACAAAAGCUAAUCGGGAACACACCAAGUGUGUAGAUGACCUCACUCGUCAAAACGAACUUCUUGAGCAGCAGAUUCAGGAACUCUACCAUGACUAUCAGUGCCUAGAAGGUAAUGAAUAUACUGCCGCUCAAUCGGCAGCUGCAGAAACAUCAGUUGCUGCAGCGACCCUGACUCAAGCAGGACCUCCGGCACCAUUCAACACCAACUCAUCUCCGGCGCACCCAACAGCCAUGCCCUCUGCUGCUUCCUGUAAUGUUACUUCAUCGACGGGAAGUUCAGUACCGGCUUCUACGGCACCUACCAUUAAUGGUAGUUAUAACAAUACUACAACCAGUCCUGGUGGUUUCUCAAUUCCUCUGCGUGUUGUUCCACAACACCACCUCGCAACAGAAAACAACCCGUCGCCUUCCGACGAUCAGCCUCAAGCAAUGAUUCCAACUUCGGGCCUGGCUCAGCUCAGCUAUGCUGCAUUGCACCUCCAGCAAAAACUCACCCCUCCCAAUACACCUACCGUUACCAAGUCUCCAGUUUCCACUUCAACUGUUGUUGCGACAAACCCGCCAUCAGUGGCACGACUUAUCACGGUCGAGUCAUCUACUGCUGUUCCUACCCCGUCGUCCCGAAUCACUGCCACCGUCCCUCAACGUAUACGUCUUUCAAAUUCCCUGUCUGCUGGCGGAGGCAAGCCUGUCGUAGUGGUGCCUUCUUCAGGCUCGUCUACAGCCUCAGCCACCUUUUCUGCCCUUGACACUGCCGUCUUGAAGGCCAGGACAGCCCGGCCACCCUUAGACCACGUAGUGGUAGGGAGCAACGUAGAAGUGGUUAGCUCAUCUUCGUCAAAUAUGGCGCCAUCUUCGUCAUCAGGCCAUCCCAGGCGCGUGGUCAUCGUCUCGGCACAGCACCAAGAAUGCUCAUCACCUGAUACCUUUGAGUCCACCCAACACACCGAGACAGGUCAUUCAAUUGAGUUUCAACUUCCUUUCUUUCCUCGUCGCACCCUUGGGAUGCCAACCAGGAAUGGUCGUGUCUUCAUUUUGAAACGCCCUGCGACUGAGACACUUUCUGAUUUUGUGCUGCGUCUCACUGCCAAGCUCAACACCUACUUUGAGUCGUCUCCUAAAAAUGAUAACAAAACGAGCCAUAACCUUGUCCUACGGACAACGGAGGCUAGUCUCAAUGGCGGUGAUUGGAAACUAAGUGAUUCGUUGGAGAAAGUAUUUUCCUCAUCACAGCACAUGGAAUUCUGUUUAAAUGUCGAAACGGAUAAGACAACUCAAGUUGUUUUUGAUGUUCGAUUUCGUCCUGCCCGUGUGAAGAGUGCCAAGCUAGAUUUAAAACCUUUUGAGGGAUGCCCCGUCUGUCCUGCGAUUGCAGAGGAAAAUAUGGACAUGGGAAAGUCCAAAUUUGAGUGGUUCGUCUCGACGAAUUUAGCUGCUUCUAAGCGCGAUGUCACCUGGACCACCGAACCCGUUCAUGAAGGUUUCGUGUUCACGCCACAGUCAGAACAUGUUGGGCGAUUAAUUCGUUUGCGCAUCUCACCCUACGACCCUGAGGGUCUACCUGGACUUCCGUUCGGUGACUUUAAAUCCGCAGGCGAUUUGUCGUUCCCAGACCAGUUCAUCGUUUGCCCAGAACCCGUCGCUCGUCCUCCGGUUCAAGUGCUGCUUCAUAAAAGAAUCCAAGAAUGCGCUGAGCACGUAAAGGGAUCGGGCGAAUUUCGUGUGGUUGGCUACAACCUCCUAGCCUUCAUGUACAGCACGACGGAGGGUGGAAGGACUUUCUUUUUUCGACAUUGUCCACCGCCAUACCUUGAACCGGAGUAUCGAUUUCCCCUGCUUCACCGAGAAAUACUCGCCUACAAUGCUGACCUACUCUGUCUACAGGAGGUCGACGCCUCGCACUUUCAAUGUCGUCUCUCCUUCUUGCUAGAACACGCAGGUGGCUUCGAGGGGUGUCAUUUGAACAAGCUAUUGGUCGAGGUUCCAAAUGGUUUGAAAGAACUGCCGCCGCCAAUGCCUGUUGAAUCCUAUCCCAGGAAGGGUGAGGGCGUGGCUACUUUCUUCCGCCGCGAUCGUUUUCGCUUGGUUAAGAAGGUGACGAUAGACUCAAUAAUGCUCUUCGCUGAGUCCACCUACAAGGACCUGGCUGCUGAAUUCAACCGUCUUUCGGCCUCGGGUGAAGUGCCGCUUUACCUGUGCAUGAGGUCACGAGGUCAUGGGCUGCUCGUGUUAAUUUUGGAGUGUAGAAACACAGGGCAACGUCUUCUCGUUGCUAACACACACCUCUACUUUCACCCAAAAGCCAUGAAGCUGAGAAACAUUCAGUGUCGAACUGUGCGUCGUCUGUUAAUGGCGUUGGCUAAAGAAUAUAGCACAAUGGUCGGACCAGACGGUGAAAUAUUGCCCUUGCCGAUCAUCCUCGCCGCAGAUUUAAACACACCCCCUGACUCAGAGCCUUACGCUCACUUGGUUGGAACCGCGGGCACGGAGGACGAAACCACUCCCGCAACCAUUCUCCAACCAGCAAUCACCUUUCCGCCAGGCGUCUACACCAACAUUGUGCCUGGCUUCAAGGCGAUUCUUGACGCUGUGUUCUUCACCUCGCACUCGACCAAGUGCCUCCAGGUCUCACGCGCGUACUCGUUGCCAACUGAGGCAGAGGUCCUGGCUGCAGGCCGCUGUGCUGAAGAAAUCAACACCGUGCUUCCACCUCUGAUUGAAGAAAAGGACGGCGGUCUGUGCCUCCCCAAUUCUCAGUUCCCUUCAGACCACCUUGCACUAAUCGUAGACUUCUUGAUUUCGCCUUAUUUGUGGUGA
Mesocestoides corti is the source of this 3279-nucleotide messenger RNA. Lineage: Eukaryota; Metazoa; Platyhelminthes; Cestoda; Cyclophyllidea; Mesocestoididae. The record is from the annotation of a GenBank genome assembly.